UUUCCCGCCCUUCACUUUUGCCAUCCUUACUGAGAGGAAAGUCAACAAAUUAGCGUUUCCACUGAGGUUUAACUCCGACUUUAUUUUACUUGAUUGAGUCGCGUGUCACCGGCGAAGGAUGCCCUCCACUCAUGACUGGAUCAACAACCCUCUGGGGCUCGUGGAGGAGAUCUUCGUCCCAGACGGCGCCGACUCCGGCUGGGAGGCGAAGGCAGUCGAGUUCUUCAAAGACCAUCUGAAGGAGAAGGAGGCUGCUGAACGGCGUCCGUCUGUCCUGCAGGUCCCCUCCCUGAACGACGUCCCUCUGCACUACCUGAAACCCAACAGCCUCGUCAAGUUCCGCUUAAUCCAGGACAUGUUCGACCAGUUCUACAUGGGCGUGUAUGAGACCGUUGACCCCGCCUCCAAAGCUAAAGUGCUGAGAUGUGGGAAGUACAGAGAUGUGACGGAAUGUGGGGUGGAUUUUAACUCCAGAAACACAGUGACUGCAGAGAGACAAACCUUCUACUGUGUCCCCGUCCCUGGAGAGAGAACACCUGGGUCAAAGCACAGCUACGCCGCCUCCAGUCAGGCACGAGUCGUUCCUUCCACGUCAUACGCGCCAAGUCGACAAAAACGAAGCUACGAGGAGGACGACGACAUGGACGACAUGGACACACAGCCGCAGAAACGAGGGAGACGCAUGGAGACUCACAGUGAACAACACCAUGGUAACGGUGACUGUAAACGCCAGGAGACAGAAGCUCCAUCCAAUCAGACGGCGUCGGCGUCGCAUCUGGACCUGAACUUCCCUCUGCGAGAGAAAGGCCCGUCCUGCCUCGUCAAGGUGUACCAGGACUGGGACGGCUUCAAACUCAACGACGUCCUGGAGGUCUUCGGGAUCCUGUCGGUCAGUCCAGCCCUCAGCGCCCUGGCAGAUGAGAAAGACUCCUCCUCCUCCCUCCUGGACCCCGCCGACUCCAUGGAGACGGCGGAGGAGCAGCGAGUUCACUGCCCUCCGGCCUCCCUCGUCCCACGCCUCCACAUGCUGUAUGCCAAACCGCUGCCGCACAACAACCCACUGCUGCCCCCUACAGGUCUGGAGGACAACAGCGCCUUUCUGUCCUCGACGCUGAGCGAGAUGGCCUCGGUCCGGGCGGAGCUGCUCGCCUACUUCACCCACGUCCUGCUGGGAGACGCUCUGGCGGCCGAGUACCUCAUCCUACAUCUCAUCUCCACUGUAUACGCCCGACGGGACGUUCUUCCACUGGGAAAAUUCACCCUGAACCUGAGCGGAUGUCCCACCGCCGCCUCGUACACUGAACGCCUGUACCAGAUCAUCCAGCAGCUUGUCCCAUCGUCGUUCUAUCUACCCAUGAGCCUCCAGAACAUGAACCAGAUGCGUCUGGUGCCAAAGAAGGACUACGUGGCCAACCGUCUGGUGAGCGGCGCGCUGCAGCUGGCCAGAAACACCUCCCUGUUCUUGGACGAAACCCAGCUUGAGCAGGGACAGCUGGACACGACAGGUGUGAGGAAUGUGACGGCGCUGGGGAACCUGAUCUCGUGGCAGAAGGUUGAUUAUGACUUUAACUACCACCAGAUGGAAUUCCCCUGCAAUAUUAACGUGGUGAUCGCGUCAGAGGGCCGCUCGCUGCUGCCGUCGGACUGUCAGAUCCGCCUCCAGUCUCAGGUUGCCCCCGCCCACAUGGACGAGUACCUGAGCGCCGUCCACAUGCAUCCGCAGGCCUCGUCACAGCUCAACAAGUUCCGGAUGUACCUGAGCGUGGCUCGGCAACUCGACUACAGCAUCUCUGAUGAGGUGACGAAGUCGGUUGAGGAUGACUUCGUCGACAUGAGGAAGGACGACCCUCAGAGCGUCUCAGCUGAGGACUUCCAUAGGCUGCUGGUCGUGGCGAGGCUGUUGUCUCUGAGCCUCGGACAGACGUCUCUGUCCACAGACACCUGGAGCAGAGCCAAACACCUGGACAUGCUGAGGACGAGUCGCAUGGAGCAGCACAAGUGUGUCAACGGAAACGAGCCGUAACCAGAUGUUUUGUUUUUUUUUUCUUUUUGAUACCGAAAGAAUUUGUAAUAAAUCUGUUUUUCAUUUGCCAAAUAGUUCAUGUGGUGUUGAACUUUAUUCUGGUGCAGGUUAAGUUUAGAUACACUGUAUUUACACACAAAUGACUGUUUACAGACACAAAAUGUUCCACUUAGUCAGAUUCAGACAGUAUUCCUAUUCAGAUGUUUACAUGGUGGGUAAAAUGGACAGUGAAGGGGAAAAAUAGUCAUCUUUACUAAAACUACGUGGACUAACAAAAAAAAAAAAAAACUGCACUUGAGGGGAUGUUAAU
Molecule: messenger RNA, 2333 nt
Organism: Sphaeramia orbicularis (orbiculate cardinalfish)
Lineage: Eukaryota; Metazoa; Chordata; Actinopteri; Kurtiformes; Apogonidae
Gene: mcmbp
Product: minichromosome maintenance complex binding protein
Biological process (GO): DNA-templated DNA replication
Molecular function (GO): chromatin binding
Source: RefSeq, a predicted model, not a curated record